Molecule: messenger RNA, 1107 nt
Organism: Adelges cooleyi (spruce gall adelgid)
Lineage: Eukaryota; Metazoa; Arthropoda; Insecta; Hemiptera; Adelgidae
Gene: Mrm2
Product: rRNA methyltransferase 2, mitochondrial
Exons: 4
Coding region: 253-957 (234 amino acids)
Biological process (GO): RNA methylation
Cellular component (GO): mitochondrion
Molecular function (GO): rRNA (uridine-2'-O-ribose)-methyltransferase activity
Source: RefSeq, a predicted model, not a curated record
CUCGUGAAAAUUUCAGCAAACGUUCAUUCAAAUUCAGACAUAAGACGUACUUAUUUUUGUAAUUGAAUUAAUAGUUUAAAUCUUAAGGUUCGUUAUUGUUAGGUAUAUUACAGGAAAUCAUUGCAAUUUUACCUUGAUUAUUUUUUGACUUUAAAUUGUUUUACUAUAUUGUCCAUUAAUGGCAAAUUAUAUUUUCCUAAGUAUGCGAUAUUAAUAAUAUAUCUACAAAUAUCAUUUAAAAAAAAUUUCAUUAUGAAGAAACUGAAAGCGUUGAAAGUGUGUUCAUAUUUAAAAAUGAUAAUUAGAGAACACAGUUCUAAAGAAUGGUUAAAUCGUCAAAAAUCUGAUCCGUACGUUGAAAAAGCUAAAAUGAACAAUUACAGAUGUAGAAGCGCUUUUAAGUUACUACAAAUGGAUGACAAACAUUCUAUAUUGAAACCCGGUCAAUGUGUAGUCGAUAUCGGUGCAGCUCCUGGAAGCUGGACUCAGAUUGUUGUACCUAGAACUAAUUCUGAUUUUACUAAUAAAAAUUUGCCAACCGGCUUGGUGAUUGGUAUCGAUCUACAACAAAUGUUUCCAAUCAAUGGAGCAAUAUUAUUAGGCAAUUCUGAUUUCACAUCUACCAAAACAUGGGAUAAAAUUAAAACCAUUUUGAAUAACCGACUUAUAGAUGUAGUUUUAAGUGAUAUGGCACCAAAUGCUACAGGAGUCAAACAUUUAGAUCACGACUUAAUCAUCAAAAUGGCAUUCUCAGUAGUAAAAUUUUCAGUAAUGAAUUCUAAUGUUGGAGGGACAUGUUUGAUAAAAAUCUGGGAUGGCAAUCAAAACAUGGAAUUGGAAAAUAUUUUGCUGAAAUUUUACUCAACUGUAAAAUACAUAAAACCUACAGCUAGUCGAUCGGAUUCAGCAGAAAAAUAUCUUCUUGCUCGUGGUUUCAAAGGACUAAUAAAAAAUUAACGAAUAUUUGAAAAAAUGUAGCAAUUUUAAUCUUUACACCAACUUUUUAAAAUAAUUAUUUGGUUUGCUUGUAUAAAAUUAUUGUUUUGUAUAAAGUAUUAUUAAACUUGUUUUUUUCUCCCUAAAAUAUAUAUAUUUUAUUUUAUAAAA